Messenger RNA from Rotaria socialis, 1422 nucleotides. Lineage: Eukaryota; Metazoa; Rotifera; Eurotatoria; Philodinida; Philodinidae. The record is from the annotation of a GenBank genome assembly.
AUGAGUCGUCUACUCAUCUCUGCUACUAGAACAUUUCAAUGUUCUUUCUCUCGACAACAUCUUCUCUUACGUAGUUCUCGACUUGUAUCAACUCAAAUUAAUACUGAUAUUCAUCAAAUUAAAAGACAAGAUUUAAAAGGUGAUUAUCCAUCAUCGUCUCGUCCCGGACGUCAAUAUCGUUAUUAUCUUUUAUCAAUUGCUGCUGGAGCAUUAAUUGGCACAGCUUAUACACUUCGUCAAUCGAAAAAAUACGAAGGUCUUAUGCCUGAAUACCUAUCAAAUACUGAAUUACUUGAACGUCAAGCAAUGGAAGCCCGACCAUUGCCGCCACCAGUUACGAAACAUGUUACGUUCAGUAAGCCACCAAGAGAAGAUUUUCCAUUUAAAAUAACACUCUAUCAAUAUGUGACAUGUCCGUUCUGUUGUAAAGUCCGUGCAUAUUUGAAUUAUAAUCGUAUACCAUAUGAUAUUGUUGAAGUCAAUAGUGUGAUGCGUUCAGAAACUAAAUGGUCGACAUAUAAAAAAGUACCGAUUGUUGUUAUUGAAAAUGAGCAAAUUCAAUUGAAUGAUUCAAGUGUGAUUAUAUCAGCUAUCGAAUCAUAUUCACGUAUGCCAACAAAAGCAUUUAAAAACGUAUCAAAAUUAUAUCAAUCAAUUAUUGAAAAAGAUGACAAGGGAAAACUAUCAUUUAGUUAUCCAAAUAAAUAUUUUCUUGUUGAACCAUUACUAGAUGACCAAUUAGAUCCAACCAAACAAGUACAAACAGAAAAAACAAAAAAUGAUGCGAUAGACAAUAAAGUGAAACAGACACAGAAUAACGAACCUUCAAAAUCAUUUUUCGCUAAAUUUUUUUCAAAAUCAAAAUCUGAAAAUGAACAAACUUCAACAAGUAAUAGUCUAGAAAAUGAAACUACAACAAAAGUUUCAUAUGUUAAAUCAAGUGAUCAGUAUAAAUUAGAACGCCAAUGGCGUGAGUGGGUUGAUACAAAAUUUGUUCACACAUUAUCACCAAAUAUUUAUUGUACUUUUAAACAAUCACUCAACACAUUUUUAUGGUUUUCAAAAGCCGGAGAUUGGGAACAGAUUUUCCCAUGGUAUCAACGUUGGAUUAUUGUUUAUAUUGGUGCUAUUGUUAUGCGAGUCGUAGCUGGACGACUAAAAAGCAAAUACAAUUUAAAUGAUAAUGUUAGACUUUCUUUAUAUGAAUAUGCAAAUGAAUGGGUUAAAGCAGUUGGAAAUAAAGAUUUUCUUGGUGGAUCUGAACCAAAUCUUGCUGAUUUAAAUGUUUACGGAGUUUUAACAGCAAUUCAAGGUUGUGAAGCAUUUCAAGAUCUUAUGUCUAAUACAAAAAUUCAACCAUGGUUUGAACGUAUGAAGCAUUUAGUGGAAUCUGGAUCUGUUGAUAAUGUUGUUACAGCCUAA